Molecule: messenger RNA, 954 nt
Organism: Fusarium fujikuroi IMI 58289
Lineage: Eukaryota; Fungi; Ascomycota; Sordariomycetes; Hypocreales; Nectriaceae
Product: related to acid phosphatase precursor
Exons: 4
Coding region: 1-954 (317 amino acids)
Molecular function (GO): nucleotidase activity
Source: RefSeq, a predicted model, not a curated record
AUGCGUCUGUCUUCCUUCAUCGCUGGAGCAGCUCUGCUCUCUUCGGGUGCUAAUGCAUUGAAUAUUCUGCUGGGCAAUGAUGAUGGAUUCGGUUCUGGGAACUUGCGCGAGAUGUAUCGAAUUUUUAAGGAGAAGGGUCACAACGCCCCUGCGACAAAGCAGAGUGGGAAAGGUGGCACUUCUGACUUCACCACCGAAGGAAACUUGACUGCCCCAUCGCAAUAUGACUUGAUUCCCAAGGGUGCACCUUCAGUUGGACACGAUCCAAAGGACAGCCAGAUCUGGUACUACAACGGCACGCCCGCUGCCUGCACCUUCGUCGCUCUGGACUACGUCCUCCCCAAGUUCGCCAACUUUAGCGUUCCUGAUCUUGUUGUUACUGGACCUAACUACGGAACCAACUUGGGAGGCUUCGUGUGGACCUUGUCUGGAACUGCAGGCGCAGCAUAUGCCGCUACCAACCGAGGAAUUCCUGCCAUUGCGAUCUCAGCAAGCAACCAGGAGGUUCCCUACUUUGAAGUUAAGAACAAAACCAACCCUGCUACAUGGGCCGCUCAAGCCUCCGUCAAAUUCGUUGAGAAUUUCAUCGCCACCUCCCCAAAGAACGGUCCUCUUCUCCCACUCGGCUACGGAGUCAACGUUAAUCUCCCCGUGUUGACCAAGAAGAACCAGAACCCGGAUUUCGUGCAGACCCGAUUCACUGGAAACGCUCACGUUAAUGAAGCUGUCCUCGACAAAGAGAAGGGCACGUUUACUUGGGCCAACAUUAAGCCUUACGCCGCUGGUGUGAACGCCUGCAUCAAUGGUGAUUGCGCUCUCCCUGGUGAGACAUACGUUGUUGAGAAUGGCAAGGCGUCUGUGUCUUUCUACACGGUUGAUUACUCAGCGCCUAGCACGGAGUAUACGAAGUCUCUCAUCCAGCGAGUUGCGUCGUUUAUUUCAAGCGAUAAAUAG